AUGUCGGGUUGGGGUAACUUUUUUAAUGUGUUUGAUAACGAGGCGAAUCAGGGGAGUUAUGAUAACAAUGAAGAUAACAAAGCGGGCAUGUUUGAUCUGAAUGCUCCGUUCGAUCCCAUUCUUGCGUCUGAUGCAGGUCAGGAUAGUUGGGGUUUGGAUGCAAUUCAGCCUAAUUAUGCUGGUUAUUAUCCAUCGCAACACCCGGUUAAUUUUGAAGCCCCUCCUGUUAGUUUUGGACCACUGACUGAUAGUUCUCAGUCUCCUCCCAUAAGUGAUGGACCGCCGGAGGGUCCAAAUGCUGACCAGGAACGUAGUGAGUUUCAAAACAAGCAGGGUAGCGGUCAGCCGUUAAAAAUCUGGCUUACGUGCGAUUGUGCCGGCGAGUACAAAUCAACAGCCACGGUCAGACGCAGCGGGACCAGGAAAACCGGUUGCAAGUUCCAACUGAUCGGGGCAUACAAAAAGAGGUUAGGUUAUUGGGAACUAAAGGUUGAUGAAGCUAAACAUAACCACGAACCAUUUCUGUAUCCAGAGGGUCAUCCGUCCCUAAUGAGGCUGACUCCAUCAGAAGAGAGGACGGUGGAGCAAAUGACGCAUCAGAACAUAAAACCACGAGACAUUAUUGUUGCCAUUAAAGAACAAAACCCCCAUAAUGUCUCAACAAGAAACACCAUAUACAACGCUCGGGCCAAAUUGGGUCGAAUGGAACAAGUCGGCGAGACUCCAAUGCAGAUACUUUUCGACCGGUUGGGGAAGGUUGGGUUUGUUUUUUACCAUAGAACAUCUCAAAAUGGCGAACGGGUCGAGGAUGUUUUCUUCAUCCACCCAGAGUCGAACAUGUUGUGGCGCGCCUUCCCGCAUGUGUUGCUUAUAGACGCCACCUACAAGACGAAUCGGUACAAAAUGCCGCUAUUCCAGAUUAUCAGCGUUACAUCCACGUUGAUGUCGUUUUGCAUUGCUCAUGCGUUCGUAAGCAACGAGAAACAGGAAAACUUCACAUGGGUUCUAUAG
This is a messenger RNA of Helianthus annuus (common sunflower), 1011 nucleotides long. Its product is annotated as PKS-NRPS hybrid synthetase CHGG_01239-like. The record is from RefSeq and is a predicted model, not a curated record. The coding region runs from base 1 to 1011 and encodes 336 amino acids. Lineage: Eukaryota; Viridiplantae; Streptophyta; Magnoliopsida; Asterales; Asteraceae. Gene Ontology annotation, molecular function: methylmalonate-semialdehyde dehydrogenase (acylating, NAD+) activity; malonate-semialdehyde dehydrogenase (acetylating, [NAD(P)+]) activity. The transcript has 2 exons. Gene Ontology annotation, cellular component: mitochondrion. Gene Ontology annotation, biological process: L-valine catabolic process; thymine catabolic process.